UUUAUUUUGUUUUACUGAGAGAAUUAUUUUUGAAAGACAUACCAAUAAAUUCUCUAGUUUUUAUUUAUUCAUUUUUUUGUUUUAUUUGUCUAUGAGAAAAAUACAUUUAUUUGGAUUAGCUUUCCAAUUUCUCGUUCAAGAUGGCACUGACUUGAAUAUUUCGAGCGGCCUCUCAACUUUUGAAGGUUAAGUUCUUAUUUGCUUGCUAUUUCUGCAUACAAACUUUCAAUUUUUUAUCCUAAUAUUGUAAAAUACGGCAUAGAUAAAUAAUGACACUGCAGUAUCUUCAUCUACGAGCUACGAGGAUAGUUUAUUGAAUUAAUUCUCAUUACUUGUGUAAAAAAACAAACUGUUAUGCACGUUGACUUGUCACCUCAUCUACAUUCCCAAGAAUGUAAUUCAUUGAUUGAAAGUUACAGAAAAUGUCUCGAAGAAAAUAAAUUCAUGAAGUUUCUUCUGGCUUGUGAUAGUAUGGAAAUUGCUAUGGAAAAUGCCUACGAAGAGAAAGACUUGCAAGACAUAAAGCUCACAACAAAAUGGUGGAAGAGAAACGACGCAAAGCUAGUGCAAAGAGUGAAAGUGAUUGAUGAAUUCGACACAAGAUGGAGACUGAUAAUAAAUAAAAAUUUAUUCAUUCAAAUUGAGGUAAAUGUGAGAAGUGUAGAAGUAAGAUAGUAUAUAAGAACUGACAUCAACUUGAUAAUAAAUACAAAUUUUAUUUGUUAAUUGAAAUCGAGGUAAAAGUAAUGCUUUGACACCACAAAAUAUAGGUUGAUAGUAAAUAAAAAUCUAUUAAUUUGAACAGAGGGUGGAAAGUUAUUUUACUCCACCAAAUAUAGAUCGAAAAUUACUGAACAUAAUACUUACAGUAUUUAUUCAUUUACACAAGUAGUACAAAAUCAAAUAAUUGAUUAGGAGAUAAUUGACAGGAUAACAACCAAUAGUGCUUCUCACUCCAAAUUUGUAUAGUUAGUACAGUCAAUUGAAUAAUAUCUAAUAAAUCAUAUUCAAAUAAUGUGUAGAGAUUUCAUAAUUGAAUAAGACCGAUAAUGAAUAGAAAUGUUAUUUAUUGAUUCUCACAUAGGAUGAAGGUAGAUUUGACUCGAUAAAUAAAAAACAAAUAAAAAAUAAACUAAACAAUAAAAUAUGAAUAAACAAGUAAUUAGUUGAAAAUUGAGAUUGAUUUCACGAUUAAGUAAGACCGAUAGUAAAUAGAAAUAUGAUUUAUUUAUUCUCAGGGUGAAGAUUGGUUUGUUUCGAUAGAAUAAAAAACAAAUAAUAAAUAAAUUAAACAUUAAAUAUAAAUAAACAAGUGAUUAGUUGAAAAUUGAGAUUGAUUUCACGACUAAGGAAGACCGAUAGUAAAUGGAAAUAUUAUUAAUUGAUUCUCAGGGUGGAGAUUGAUUUGACUCGUUAAAUUAAAAAAACAAAUAAUAAAUAAAUUAAACAUUAAAUAUAAAUAAACAAGUGAUUAGUUAAAAAUUGACAUUGAUUUCACGAAUAAGUAAGACCAUUAAUAAAUAGUAAUAUUAUUGAUUCUCAGGGUGAAGAUUGGUUUGUUUCGAUAAAAUAGAAAACAAAUAAUCAAUAAAUUAAACAUUGAAUAUAAAUAAAUAAGUUCACGUUGAAAAUGGAGAUGGAUAACGACAGUGAAAAACUGGCUAACUCUUUGGAGACUAUCGAAAAUAACUCCAUGGAUAAUAACAGUGAAAUACUAGGUAACUCAGUGGAGCCUAUCGAAAAUAGCUACAACAAAACCGAGAUUUUUCCGUCAGUUGUCGACAGAUACUACACAAAACGCUACGUCCUAGACGUCGGCCACAAAUUCGGCGACUACUGCAUACUAUUCCACUCAAACCGCAUCUGUGUAGUGACACUGGCUCCCUCGCAUCCGAUCCGAAGCAUGAGGAAAAAUAUCGAAAGCCUCGACUUCCAGAUAUCGACUAGUAUCGAUCGACUCGACAAUCGAGUUAGCGGAAAAUCGAAACGCGGCGCCCAGCGGUUGGAUGUGAACUCGGCGCUCUGCUUUGCCAAGUGCGCUGACGGGGAAAUUCACAAGAUAUGCGCUGGAAUCCCCGGGAAACUGGUGGAAAUCAAUGAAAAUCUGCCGGAAAAUCCAAGUCUGCUGGUUGAGUGUCCGGAGACGGAGGGGUUUGUGGCUAUUGUGCUACCGUCUAUACCUACUAGCGAACGGUUUAAGGCUGAAUUGAUGAAUUAUGAGCAAUAUUUAGAGGCAGUUGCUAAGAGAGAAGGUAGCUGUGGAAAAGAGGAAAGAAAACAGGGCGGAAUUGAUGAAUUAUGAACAAUAUUUAGAGGCAGUUGCUAAGAGAGAAGGUAGCUGUGAAAAAGAGGGAAUAAAACAGGGCGGAAUUGAUGUAUUAUGAACAACUUUUUGUGUACUUGAGAAGUUGAUAUUGUGGUAAUUAUUCAUAUUGAAUGAAAAAGACUAAGAAAUUGUCAAAAUCCACAGAUUUAUUGAUACUUAGAAAGACCGGUUUCGGUUAUUACACCAUUGUCAAUCUCUGAUAAACUCGUUUAUCAGAUAGAAAGACCGGUUUCGGUUAUUACACCAUUGUCAAUCUCUGAUAAACUCGUUUAUCAGAUGACAAUGGUGUAAUAACCGAAACCGGUCUUUCUAAGUAUCAAUAAAUCUGUGGUUUUUGACAAUUUCUUAGUCUUUUUCAUUCAAUUAUGAACAAUAUUUAGAGGCAGUUGCUAAGAGAGAAUUUGAGAAAGGUGAGGUUUCUAAGUGAGAAAGGUUGCUAAGAGAUCAAGUAGUGGUGAGAAACAGGAUCGGAAAUAAUAGGGUUUACGACGGUACCGACUAGAAAACGGUUUUAUGAAUUUCAUCUCAUUUCAAUUUUCUAAUUUCAUUUUCCAUCUUCCAUGGACCACCUAUGAAAGUGGAUUUGUCAAUAAAUUUAACGAAUUAGUAUGAACUGUAAGAGACAAGGUAGUAGUGAAAAAAUACCUCAAAGAUACCUCAAAUGCCUGAAAAAAUACUUCAUUCAACUAGACGACAUAAGCAGUUUUUAAUUCUAUCAUAUAAAUGUCCAACAGGAAAAACAUUCUAUUAUUUACAAUCAAAUUUUAUAGACCGUGCAUUGUUCUUUACAUACAUUUAGCAAAAAUUCAUUUAGUCUUUAUUGAAGUUGAAAUAAGUUUUGAUUGAUCAAAAUUGGAGAAUGCAUACAAUCACUUUCUUUUUUAUUAUUUUUUUCUCAUCUGAGCAAAAAGUUAGCUAAAUCUGAUUAUAAGUGCAGUAUGAAUUGAAGCAAGUUGGCAGGUCUUGUCCUGAAUACUGUUAUAUUUAAUUUGAAGUAACUAAAUGGAUUAAUAGAAAAGCAAAUAUACAAAACUGAUACUCCAUCCUCCACAGGCUUAGCCUCGGGAUUUUGCUCUUUUAUUUCUACUACUUUGUAACUAUUGAUCGUUGUGUCAGCGGCUAUUGAUUGUUGAUUACUCAAUUAUGCUUUGUGUUUCGUUAUUUUCUUCACAUUUGUUUGUUGUUGUAACACAUAUUUAUGUUAAUGUUUUUCUGUAAGUAUGGGAAAUGAAUUCUAUUUGAUUUGAUUUGAAAAAGAUAAGGAAAAUAGGUUUUACGACGGUACCGACUAGAAAACGGUUAGAUUAAUUUCAUCACAUUUCAUUUUCCAUCUCCCAUUGACCACCUAUGGGUAUGUGGAUUUGUAAAUAAAUUUAUUAAAUUAUAAACUGUAAGAGAAGGUAGUGCUGAGUUAGAGGAAGGAAAAUGAUAGGGUUUACAACGGUAUCGACUAGACAACGGUUAGAUGAAUUUCAUCUCAUUCAAUUUUUUAAUUAAUUUUCCAUUAUCCAUUGACCACCUAUGAAAGUGGUGUGUGAAUUUCUCAAUAAGUUUAUUGAAUUAUAAACUGUACAAGAGAAGGUAAUGGAGAGAAAUAUGUAGGUAAUAUAGAAUAGUAGGUUUUAGUUUAGGAUGAUUAUCUGUUAAUUUUGAUUCAAUAAAUUGAUUGUUGGAAAA
Molecule: messenger RNA, 4003 nt
Organism: Nilaparvata lugens (brown planthopper)
Lineage: Eukaryota; Metazoa; Arthropoda; Insecta; Hemiptera; Delphacidae
Product: protein Abitram-like
Exons: 3
Coding region: 1631-2302 (223 amino acids)
Biological process (GO): dendrite morphogenesis; regulation of filopodium assembly; regulation of actin filament polymerization
Cellular component (GO): lamellipodium; filopodium tip; nucleus
Molecular function (GO): actin monomer binding; actin filament binding
Source: RefSeq, a predicted model, not a curated record